ACAGAGAGCUGCGCCACGGUGAGACACGGCACGGCACGGCAAGGUAGCUCAGAGGACGGGACCGGGUGAAUGCAGUCCUUAACACAGGACACUGCCGCAGACACUUCUCCACCAUUUUCGGAGAUAAGAGGAGGCUCCGAGUAAUCUUCACCCACAGGAAGGGAAGAGGAAUUUGGCUCAGCACAACAUUUUUUCCCGUAAUUCGCGUGAAGAAAAUCUUAACGGGGCAGGGGACACGUUAGACCGCGUCAAUAGCUAACGAUAGCCACCCGAGUGUGAAUGCAGCGCUCAGUUGGUAAACUCCUUAUUCAUUUCAAAGUAUUGACAGUUUUAAAGAGCCAAAGGGUACCAUACGGCAGUAUUUUUGUAAAGCUGUGUGGGAAGUAUCCGUCUGUCCGCCAUGGAGAACGCUCACACGAAGAGUGUGGAAGAAGUUUACAGUUAUUUCUGCGUCAAUGAAAGCACAGGACUUUCCCUGGACGAGGUGAAGCGACAGAAGGAGAAAUGGGGCCUAAACGAGUUACCAGCGGAGGAAGGGAAAUCUUUGUGGGAGCUUGUCCUUGAACAAUUUGAAGAUUUACUUGUUCGAAUUCUUCUGCUUGCCGCAUGUAUAUCCUUUGUCCUGGCCUGGUUUGAGGAGGGAGAGGAAACUAUUACAGCCUUUGUGGAACCUUUUGUAAUUUUACUCAUUCUUAUAGCCAAUGCCAUCGUCGGAGUGUGGCAGGAACGCAAUGCUGAGGAUGCCAUAGAGGCCCUGAAGGAAUAUGAGCCUGAGAUGGGGAAAGUGUACCGGCAGGACAGGAAAACUGUGCAAAGGAUCAAGGCCAGAGACAUUGUGCCUGGUGACAUCGUGGAGGUUGCUGUUGGCGACAAGGUGCCUGCUGACAUCCGUAUCUGUUCAAUCAAAUCAACAACUCUGAGGGUAGACCAGUCCAUUCUGACCGGUGAAUCUGUCUCUGUCAUCAAACACACCGACCCCGUGCCAGACCCCCGUGCUGUCAAUCAGGACAAGAAGAACAUGCUCUUCUCUGGCACUAACAUUGCAGCUGGGAAGGCCGUGGGCGUGGUUGUGGCCUCUGGUGUUAACACGGAGAUCGGUAAAAUCCGUGACGAAAUGGCAGCCACCGAGCAGGAGAAGACGCCCCUGCAGCAAAAGCUGGAUGAGUUUGGUGAGCAGCUGUCCAAGGUCAUCUCCCUCAUCUGCAUCGCCGUGUGGAUCAUCAACAUUGGCCACUUUAACGACCCCGUCCACGGAGGCUCCUGGAUCCGUGGGGCCGUCUACUACUUCAAGAUCGCCGUGGCGUUGGCUGUGGCCGCCAUCCCUGAGGGUCUUCCUGCUGUCAUCACCACCUGCCUGGCCCUGGGCACUCGCCGCAUGGCCAAGAAGAACGCCAUCGUCCGCAGCCUGCCAUCCGUGGAGACCCUGGGCUGUACCUCUGUCAUCUGCUCUGACAAGACGGGAACGCUGACCACCAACCAGAUGUCUGUCUGCAGAAUGUUUGUUGUCAACAAAGCUGACGGUGACAGCUGUGCUCUUUCAGAGUUCACCAUCACAGGUUCUACCUACGCACCUGAAGGAGAAGUGUCCCAGGAUGGUAAACUAGUGAAAACCUCCCAGUAUGAUGCCCUUGUUGAACUGGCAACCAUCUGUGCCCUGUGUAAUGACUCCUCUCUGGACUUCAACGAGGUGAAGGGUGUGUAUGAGAAGGUCGGUGAGGCUACAGAGACCGCACUAACCUGUUUGGUGGAGAAGAUGAAUGUUUUUGACACUGAAGUCCACAGCCUGUCUAAGAUUGACAGAGCUAACGCCUGCAACUCAGUGAUCAAGCAGCUGAUGAAGAAGGAGUUCACCCUGGAGUUCUCCAGAGACAGGAAGUCCAUGUCUGUCUACUGCACCCCCAACAAGUCUCGUUCUUCUAUUGGCAAGAUGUUUGUCAAGGGAGCCCCGGAGGGAGUUAUCGAGAGGUGCACUCAUGUUAGAGUUGGCAACAGCAAAGUUCCCUUAAGCAAAAGUAUCAAGGAAAAAAUCAUGUCUGUGAUCCGUGAGUACGGGACAGGUCGUGACACCCUUAGGUGCCUGGCUCUGGCCACACGAGACAGCCCACCAAAAAUGGAGGACAUGAUACUUUCCGACACUGCCAAAUUUGCGGAGUACGAGUCCGACCUGACCUUCGUCGGCUGUGUCGGCAUGCUGGACCCUCCUAGACAGGAGGUGGCUGCCUCCAUCAUGCUGUGCCGACAAGCCGGCAUCCGCGUCAUCAUGAUCACAGGAGACAACAAGGGCACAGCUGUGGCUAUCUGCCGCCGCAUCGGCAUCCUGACCGAGGAGGAUGAUGUCGAGCGAAUGGCCUUCACAGGAAGAGAGUUUGACGAACUGUCGCCCUACGACCAGCGUGAGGCUGUGACUCACGCCCGCUGUUUCGCCCGUGUCGAGCCUUCCCACAAGUCCAAGAUCGUUGAGUUCCUGCAAGGGUUUGACGAGAUCACUGCUAUGACAGGUGACGGAGUAAAUGAUGCCCCUGCCUUGAAGAAGGCAGAGAUUGGCAUCGCCAUGGGCUCUGGCACUGCCGUGGCCAAGUCAGCCUCUGAGAUGGUCCUCGCCGAUGACAACUUUUCUUCAAUCGUGGCCGCCGUUGAAGAAGGCAGAGCUAUUUACAAUAACAUGAAGCAGUUCAUCAGAUACCUUAUCUCCUCCAACGUGGGGGAGGUUGUCUGCAUCUUCCUUACUGCGGCGCUGGGCUUCCCUGAAGCUCUGAUCCCAGUCCAGCUGCUGUGGGUCAACCUGGUGACUGAUGGCCUGCCUGCCACCGCCCUGGGCUUCAACCCCCCAGACUUGGACAUCAUGGAGAAGCCUCCUCGUAAUGCUAAGGAGCCCCUCAUCUCUGGCUGGCUCUUCUUCAGAUACCUGGCCAUUGGAUGCUAUGUGGGUGCAGCCACAGUGGGAGCUGCAGCCUGGUGGUUUACUAUUUCUGAAGAUGGACCUCAGAUCACUCUGUACCAGCUGAGCCACUUCCUCCAGUGUGCCCCAGACAACCCGGAGUUUGACGGCCUGGACUGCCACGUGUUUGAGUCGCCCUACCCAAUGACCAUGGCCCUGUCUGUGCUCGUCACCAUAGAGAUGUGCAACGCUCUCAACAGUCUGUCGGAGAACCAGUCCCUCCUGCGGAUGCCUCCCUGGGAGAACAUUUGGCUCUUGGGGGCCAUCUGCCUCUCCAUGUCCCUCCACUUCCUCAUCCUCUAUGUGGAACCUCUGCCUGUCAUCUUCCAGAUCACCCCUCUGGAUACGACCCAGUGGAUGAUGGUGCUGAAGAUCUCCCUGCCAGUCAUCCUGCUGGACGAGCUGCUAAAGUUUCUAGCCAGGAACUACUUGGACUUUGGUAAACAGCUGGAGAAGCCAGCCAGCAAAGGCUGCUCUCUGUCUGCAUGUGCCGAGGGCAUCUCCUGGCCCUUCGUGGCCAUCUCUCUGCCCCUGGUGCUGUGGAUCUAUAGCACCGACACUAACGUGUCCGCCAUGCUGUGGCCCUGACUGACUCCAGUACACUCCCCUCCCCGUGCACCAGUGUGAAGUGGACAUUAACGCACACAUCUAACACAGUUACAUUAACUCAGAACAACCUUCAGUCAACACUUGCACCUGCUCUGACAGUCUGUCGGCUGUCAGAUCUUUUGUAUUUAGGACAUUCUCACUGAUACAUAUUUUUGGGCGGGGGGGGGGGCUGGGGUUUAGUCAUAUUUUAAUGACUUUGACCAACAUCAUGUCCAUGUGUUUUAUUUUACCAUCAUGCUUUUGUCUCUUUAGACCCCCUGUUUUGAACAGUUAGAGAUGCCCACCGUGUCGGAGCUGUGUGUUGAGCUGUACAGAGAAUUUACACUAUUUUAUGAUAAUUAAUAUUUUGUAAUUUUUUGGAGGGGCUGUGGGGACAAGAAUGCUGGGUGUGAAGAGAAUGUAAUUCUAAGGAUCAUAUAAUUAAUACUAGUUUGGAGGCAAAAACCUUGAAUAGAUUUGCCCUGGCAUGAAUCUCUAUAGUCAUUUUUGAGCUCCAUGCAUCAUCAUUCAUUAUUUUCUGCAUUAGGCAGAGCACAGCUACCUCAAUGCUGUUAAUAUGAUCAUUACUUCCCAUUUGUCUUAACAAUCAUUUCAUAGAUAAUCAUUUGAAGUGUUGAGGUAAGCACCAAUUUGUUUUGCAGUAGAGACAAAGCCCUCACACACACAUUUAAAUAUAUAUAUAUAUAUAUAUAUAUAUAUAUAUAUAUAUAUAUAUAUAUAUAUAUAAAUUAUAUUUUCUCUGUUAUUGUAGGGAAGUAAGGACAAAGAUAUGUUACCAGUUUGAUUCAGAGCAAUUUUUGAUAAACGCCUGUCAAAUUUGUUUACUUGAAGAACACAUCUGUCUUUUUUUUUUGUUGUUUUGAGAUUCACUCUCAACUUUCAAACUUAAUUUUGCAUCUUAAUAACAGUAAUCUUUAUAUUAUGUAUAAUGUGCACAUACUGUACUUGAAUAUGUAAAAAGGCACCAAGAAGCUGUUAGUCUUAUCAACUGAGCACAACGUGGACCACUGGUCAUUGGAAGAGUCUGUAUAUCUGUACAUAGCACACUAAGUAGAAUCUCUGUAUAGAUUUGGUUUGUUGUCCAUACAUUGACACUAGUGUGUGUGGUCUUAGCCUUUCUGCAUGCCUGCUCCAAUAAUACCAGGCCAGUGAGUGCUUUGAGUUUUAGUUUUAAAGCUAAUUGUCGUUUCUUCCAAUGCCUUCCACCUGUUUACCUGCAGAGUGAGUACACCUUGACCUGCAUGCCAACUAGCUCAUCUUUAUGUGGUUGCACACGCAGCUUUGCUGUCUGUCAAUGCUCAUGUGAACCUGACAGCAAUGACGGCUCCUCAUAUUUGAUAGGACUAGCAGUUUUUUAUAUACUUCUAAUGGUACAAGAAGAGAAAAAUGUAGGUGUCGGAGAGUUUAUUUGAAAAUGCCUUCAAUGUCACCAAGUGCCAGGUACACACUGAGUAGAAAUAGGAUCCUUUUGCAUUUUAAACUGGCACGGUGUCACUGGUGCCAGUUAUUUUUGACUGUAGACUGGCAGCAUGUUUUGGCAACUUGCAGAGACACUGACAUUUAAGUGCCCCACACCAUUACAGGACAUGGUGGUGUUAUUUUUAUUUAUACUUGCCUUUUUUUUUAUGUGUUUGUCUUUUGACCUAAUCUUCUGCUUGUCCGUAGCAUGGCCUUAAUAUUCGCUCUUUUUAUUAAAAUAAUUACUGAUCAUUUUGAAUGAUUGGCUGCUCAGAUGCUUCUCCUUUGGCCUGUGAUUCUUGUGUCCACUGAUUUGAUUCUUCCUCUCUCUCCUUUUUCUUUGCAGCAAAGGCCAAGUAAGCCCACCUCUACUCUAAAUUCCUUGCAGAAACUUUGGUUUUGUUUUGUGUUGUGCAUGUGUGUUUUGGGCAGCACAUCUUACAAGAGCUGCACGUCAGUUAAAUAAUCUGAAGACAGAGUCUCAUAGAGUUCAUACAUCAUUUUUAUAGAAUGGCCAUAAAUAAAUGUCUGAUGAAAACUAGCCAAUCCCACCUCAUCAGUCCUUCCAUUCUCCUGCAUGAAGAGCCUUAGAGUACGAUUCAAUCCUCAUGCCAUGUUUUUAGACAAAGCUCUUAGUACCGUGUACAGUAAAUUGUACAAUAUUCCAUGGUGCAUGUCCGCUGAAUCAGCCAUCUGUUUUACCAGACUUGUGUAAUAGACAAUGUAUAGUAUUGGUACAUAGAAUAGACAUUCGUCAGAUAGUACAAAUGUUAAAUAAGCUCAAAAAACAGUUCAUCUUUCCUAAGGAAAUACUUUUAUGGAAUAUUUAAAAACUAAACCGCCUUUUUUGCUUUGCACUGAGAUGUGCAACAUGUUUGGAGCAGAUUUUGCCAUAUCUAGGAAGGCGGACGUGCAGCGGUGCAGCGAUGCAUCUGUUUACCAUGAGAACGGCAGGCAGUCCCUCCACUGGCAUUUUUUGCCAAACUGCUGUACUGUAUUUUCAGAGAUGAUUGUACAAUGUAUCACAUGAACUUUGGUUUCAGGUAAAUAAAACUGUCAUACAUGAAGAGUUUA
Messenger RNA from Centropristis striata (black sea bass), 6079 nucleotides. Its product is annotated as sarcoplasmic/endoplasmic reticulum calcium ATPase 2. The record is from RefSeq and is a predicted model, not a curated record. NCBI's taxonomy places the organism in Eukaryota, Metazoa, Chordata, Actinopteri, Perciformes, Serranidae. The transcript is spliced from 20 exons. Gene Ontology annotation, biological process: intracellular calcium ion homeostasis; calcium ion transmembrane transport. The coding region runs from base 401 to 3526 and encodes 1041 amino acids. Gene Ontology annotation, cellular component: membrane. Gene Ontology annotation, molecular function: ATP hydrolysis activity; P-type calcium transporter activity; ATP binding.